AUUAACAAAGUCUUCUUCUCCGACAUUGGCAUUACACUAAAGUAAUGAAAUUUUGAUACUAAUAAUGUGCCGGUUUAACGUAUAAAGUGAGAAAUUGUAAGUCUUAAGAGUUUUCACCAAUUCGUUAAAUAUUCUGCACUGCUGCUGUGUAUAUAUACAUAUGUAUAUGAAACACUUGCCUUCAAUCUCUAAUAAUGACUUCUCUAAGAUACCCAUUAUCCUAUAAGCUUAUUGUUACCAUUCUUGAGCUUCUGCUUUUAUCUCUUUUAGCAGUCUCUGCAACUGGUAAACACCAAGCCUCAAGAAAAGGACUAGAAGAAGAAGAAGCUAAAGCUCUUCUGAAUUGGAAAAGCAGUCUCCACAACCAAAGCCAAUCUCUCUUGUCUUCUUGGAGUACAAAUACUAGUCCUUGCAACAACUGGACUGGAAUCAAUUGCAAUUCUUUCGCAAGUGUUGUAGAAUUCAAUCUUUCUGACUAUGGUUUAAAAGGUACACUUGAGACUUUCAAUUUCUCAGCCUUCCAUAACCUCCAUAGCCUUGUUCUGAGUAAUAAUUCUCUUUAUGGUUCAAUUCCUUCUUCUAUUAGUAAUCUUUCUGAACUCAAAUAUCUUGAUCUAUCUCGCAAUUCUUUCUAUGGAAAUAUUCCAUUUGAAAUAGGAUUCCUUACAAAUCUAAAUUCUCUUAUUUUAUCAAGAAAUGAACUCAGCAGUCAAAUUCCUACUUCCAUAGGAAAUUUAACCAAUAUAAUUGAAAUUUAUCUUCAUGUGAAUUUACUUUCAGGAUCCAUUCCUAAAGAAUUUGGAUAUUUGAAAAAAAUUCAAGUUCUUGUUUUGUUUGGAAAUAGACUUUCAGGAUUUAUCCCUCAAGAACUAGGAUUUUUAACAGCUCUUCAACUUUUUGAAUUGCCUGCAAAUAAUUUAACUGGAAAAAUCCCUAAAUCUAUAGGAAAUUUGACAAAAUUACAAGGUCUUGAUUUAUCCGAUAACUAUCUCUCUGGACCAAUUCCUCAAGAAAUGGGACAACUAUAUUCCCUUGUUGAGUUACGUUUGUUUACAAAUGAACUUUCUGGUCCCCUUCCAAACAUGAACAAUUAUACCCAGUUGACAAAUUUUCAAUUAUCUGAAAAUAGACUAAGUGGUGAUUUACCACAGGAGAUAUGCGUUAGUGGGUUGCUUGAUUAUUUCUCUGUCCAUCACAAUAACUUUACAGGGUCUAUUCCAAAAAGCUUAAAAAAUUGCAAUCAGUUGUUUAGAAUUAGGCUUGAUGCAAACCAACUUUCUGGAAAUAUAUCUGAAGCUUUUGGGGUGUAUCCUGAGUUAGACUAUAUUGAUUUGAGUGAUAACAAAUUGUCUGGUAAGAUAUCUUCAAAUUGGGGACAAUGUCGUAACUUGACAAGCUUAAAGAUAUCUAAUAAUAAUUUUUCUGGUGACAUACCAUCUGAGCUUGCAAAUGCAACCCAACUCCAAUUUCUGGACCUCUCUUCAAAUAAUCUAUAUGGAGAAAUUCCAAAGGAAUUGGGAAAUUUGAAGUUGCUAUUUCAUCUUGGUCUUAGUAAUAAUAAACUUUCAGGUCAAAUUCCUCUAGAGAUCACAAUGUUGUCUGCUCUUUCGUAUCUCAACUUAGCAAGAAACAAUUUUAAUGGGUCCAUUCUCAAACAAAUUGGAGACUGCACAAAACUAUUGGAAUUGAAUUUGAGCGGUAACAAUUUUUCUGAGAAAAUACCUCUUGAGAUAGGCAGUCUGCUUUCAUUGCAGACACUUGAUUUAAGUGAAAAUUUGUUGAUGGGAAACAUACCUGAACAACUUGGAAACUUACAGCGUCUAGAGAUUCUGAACCUUUCUCAUAAUAAGUUACAUGGUUCGAUUCCGGUUUCUUUCGAUGCUAUGAUUGGCUUGACAAAUGUAGACUUAUCCUACAACCAACUAGAAGGUCCAAUUCCUGAUACCAAACCAUUUCUUGAGGCUCCAUUCGAAGCAUUUAGAAACAACAAAGGCCUGUGUGGAAAUGCUUCUGGGUUGAAGGCUUGCCCUGCAUUAAUCAACCAUAAUAAUGUAAAAAGAAGCGAGAAAAUUAUUGUUGUAAUUGUUGUUCCAAUUUUGUGCACGCUAUUUCUCACAUUUUGCAUUGUCGGGAUUCUUUAUACUUACUGCCAAAGAGAAAGCAGUAAGUCAAAGGAAGUUGAAACGAGGAACGAUCCUUUUGCAAUAUGGAGCUAUGACGGUAAAAUGGUUUACCAAACCAUUGUUGAAGCAACAGAAGGAUUCGACUCGAGGUUUUGCAUUGGUGCGGGGAGAUCUGGAAGUGUGUACAAAGCUAUUUUGUCGACAGACAAAGUUGUUGCUAUAAAGAAACUUCACUUGCAGCUCGAAGAUGAAAUCGCCAAUUCAAAAGCUUUUGCUAGUGAGAUUCAAGCUUUAACAGAAAUAAGGCAUCGAAACAUUGUGAAGCUUCAUGGGUUUUGCUCAAAUAGUAAUCAACCCUUACUGGUUUAUGAGUUUUUAGAAAAUGGGAGCCUUGAAACUUUGUUGAAGACUGACGAACAAGCAAAGGCAUUUGACUGGACGAAGAGGAUAAAUGUUAUUAAAGGUGUGGCAAAUGCUUUGUCUUACAUGCAUCAUGAUUGCUCGUUUCCGAUAAUCCAUCGUGACAUAUCGAGCAAGAACGUUUUAUUGGACAUGGAAUACGAAGCUCAUGUAUCAGAUUUUGGCACUGCUAAGAUUUUAAAGCCAGAUUCAUCUAAUUGGUCUUCAGUUGCAGGCACACUUGGGUAUAUAGCUCCAGAGCUUGCUUAUACAAUGGAGGUAAAUGAAAAAUGUGAUGUCUAUAGCUUUGGGGUUCUGGCAUUGGAAAUACUUGUAGGAAGCCAUCCAGGCGAUCUUAUCUCAACCCUAUCAUCACCAUCAUCAUCAUCAGCUUCACUAUUGAAGGAUUUGUUGGAUAAUCGAGUCUCACUUCCCAGUAAUCAAGUGAUUGAAGAAAUAGUCUCUGUUGUGGAAAUAGCAGUUUCAUGCUUGCAUUCAAAUCCAGAAUCACGUCCAUACAUGAAACAUGUUUCUCAAGAGCUAUCUACUCAUACUCAAAACCCACCUUUGGAAAUGCAACUCCAUACUAUUUCAGUAGGACAACUACUUGGUCAUGGAGAUUAAAUAUCCUUAAUAGCUGUCAAAUAUUGUAUCAUUUUGUGAUAAUAAAAUAAUGAAAUGAAUAAACUGGUUGUGGUUACC
This is a messenger RNA of Jatropha curcas, 3224 nucleotides long. RefSeq lists its product as uncharacterized. Lineage: Eukaryota; Viridiplantae; Streptophyta; Magnoliopsida; Malpighiales; Euphorbiaceae. The record is from RefSeq and is a predicted model, not a curated record. Gene Ontology annotation, biological process: protein phosphorylation. Gene Ontology annotation, molecular function: protein binding; protein kinase activity; ATP binding.